AUUAUUAAGCCAGAAGUCAAGAUGUUGUCGUAUACAAUAAUUCUCUUCGUGAUUUCCUGUUGCAAUCAACUAACUUUGGCUGAAAUCGAUAGACGAAGAUUUUCGAACCCCACAUAUUACAAUGUAGGAGGAGUUCUAUCUAGCAACGAAUCAAUCGCUUUCUUCAAAGAUACAAUUUCUAAAUUGAACUUCAAAGAUCAAUAUGUGCCUCGUGGAGUUACUUAUCACGAUUAUUCAAUACUAAUGGAUCCAAAUCCUAUAAAAACAGCAUUGAAUGUUUGCAAAGACCUCAUCGCACAUCGUAUUUACGCCGUGGUCGUAUCUCAUCCCCUUAUUGGUGAUUUGUCGCCGGCAGCAGUAUCUUAUACGAGUGGCUUCUAUCAUAUUCCCGUUAUAGGAAUAUCGUCCAGAGAUUCUGCAUUUUCUGACAAAAAUAUACACGUUUCAUUUUUGCGUACCGUACCACCUUACUCACACCAGGCUGACGUGUGGGUGGAUGUACUGAAACAUUUUAAUUAUAUGAAAGUGAUUGUAAUUCAUAGUUCAGACACUGAUGGCCGCGCUAUUUUGGGACGGUUCCAAACGACAUCGCAGAGUAUGCACGAUGACGUCGAUCGUAAAGUAGUGGUAGAGCAGGUCAUCGAGUUCGAACCAGGGUUGGAUUCUUUCAGUGAUAAAUUAAUGGACGUCAAAGGAGCUCAAGCAAGAGUAUUUCUCAUGUAUGCAAGCAAAACAGACGCAGAAAUAAUAUUUAGAGAUGCAACAUUUUUAAACAUGACAACAGCUGGCUAUGUGUGGAUGGUGACCGAGCAGGCUUUGGAUGCAGCUAAUGCUCCUGAAGGUCUUCUUGGAUUGCGUCUUGUUAAUGCUACUAACGAACAUGCUCAUAUUCAGGACUCUAUUUACGUAUUAGCAUCUGCUAUUAGAGAUAUGAAUACUACCGAAGAAAUCAGUGCUCCACCGUCCGAUUGCGACAACUCUGGAUCUAUUUGGACGACUGGACGGCUUCUGUUUGAUUACAUACGGAAGCAGAGUUUGGAAAAUGGUGCCACCGGUCACGUGGCUUUUGAUGACCACGGAGACAGAGUUCAUGCUGAAUAUGAUAUGGUCAAUGUGAGAGCACAAGGGGAACACGUAGCUGUUGGGAAAUAUUUUUACUCCAAGGAGUCAAAAAAGAUGCGUCUAGAACUAAAAGAACACGAGAUUAUAUGGAUGGGUCGCAGUCCAACUAAACCCGAAGGAUUUAUGAUUCCCACGCAUUUGAAGGUGUUGACGAUCGAAGAGAAACCGUUUGUGUACGCUCGAAGAGUGGAGUCUGAAACUGAAUGUGUUGCCGAAGAAGAAAUUCUUUGUCCUCACUAUAACGCAAGUGAUGACAUGGGCCAACUUUACUGCUGCAAAGGAUUUUGUAUGGAUCUGUUAAACAAUUUAGCAAAAGUGAUAAACUUUACAUACUCACUAGCUCUAUCUCCGGAUGGACAGUUUGGAAAUUACGUAAUAAGGAAUUUCUCAAUGCCAGGAGCUAAAAAAGAAUGGACGGGAUUGAUUGGGGAAUUGGUUUACGAACGCGCAGAUAUGAUUGUGGCUCCAUUAACAAUAAAUCCGGAGAGAGCAGAAUUUAUUGAGUUUAGUAAGCCAUUUAAAUAUCAAGGUAUCACCAUUCUAGAAAAGAAGCCAUCCCGUUCAUCUACAUUGGUAUCUUUUCUGCAACCGUUUUCGAACACGCUCUGGAUUUUAGUGAUGGUGUCAGUACACGUGGUAGCACUGGUGUUAUAUCUUUUGGACAGAUUCUCACCUUUCGGAAGGUUUAAGCUUGCUAAUAUUGAUGGCACUGAAGAAGACGCUUUGAAUCUCUCCAGCGCAAUUUGGUUCGCCUGGGGCGUGCUCUUAAACAGUGGUAUUGGUGAAGGAACACCACGUAGUUUUUCCGCAAGAGUAUUGGGAAUGGUUUGGGCAGGAUUUGCGAUGAUUAUCGUAGCUUCUUAUACUGCCAAUUUAGCUGCUUUCCUCGUGCUGGAGCGGCCUAAAACCAAACUAACAGGAAUUAACGAUGCCAGAUUACGUAAUACAAUGGAGAACCUCACUUGUGCCACAGUGAAAGGAUCAGCAGUAGACAUGUAUUUUCGAAGACAAGUGGAACUUUCUAAUAUGUAUCGAACAAUGGAAGCUAAUAACUACGAUAACGCCGAACAAGCUAUUGAAGAUGUGAAAAACGGCAAGCUAAUGGCGUUUAUUUGGGACUCAUCGCGAUUAGAAUUCGAAGCUGCACAAGAUUGUGAAUUGGUCACAGCCGGUGAAUUAUUCGGUCGUUCCGGUUAUGGUGUCGGCUUACAAAAGGGCUCCCCGUGGGCGGAUUUGGUCACUUUAGCCAUACUGGACUUCCAUGAAAGCGGUGUUAUGGAGAGCCUGGAUAACAAGUGGAUUCUUAGAAACAAUAUGCUGAAUUGCGAGGAGAAUGAGAAAACGCCGAACACUUUAGGUUUAAAAAACAUGGCGGGCGUGUUUAUACUCGUAUUGGCGGGCAUUAUCGGAGGGAUAGUGCUUAUAGUUAUAGAGGUGGUCUACAAACGACACCAGAUACGGAAGCAGAAGAGGAUGGAAAUCGCACGACACGCUGCCGAUAGGUGGCGUGGCUGCGUUGAGAAGCGUAAAUCGUUGCGAGCUUCUUUGUUGCCGUCACAGAGACGCGUUAAAUCAAACGGAGUGAAGGAAGCAGGAAGCAUCAGCCUGGCAGUGGACAGAGGCGCAAGGCGUCGAGAUGAGCCGAGGGUACCACGCUAUCUACCAGCGUAUACUCCUGACGUAUCUCACCUUGUCGUUUAAUAUAUAUUGUUUGUUACCAUCUAAAAACAUAGAAAAUGCAUUACUGCGUUUUUAAAAGAAAACAAAGUACCACCCAUAUACUUACACUCAGAGAACGCUAUAGGAGGAUAUAUAAAAUAGAUCGAAUUCGAUUGUUUCCAUUCUAUUCUGUACGUGUAUGGAGAAUAGUAUAUUUUGGCGGUAGUUUAUUCCUGUUGUUUAUUUUGUGAAUUACAUUAAUAAGGAUAAUUUUAUAUUGCGCUGACAGCGCCCGUCCGUUUAUCUGUCUAAACACUUUUAGGUCGUUUAUAGUCUAGAAUUUAUAAUACACUCUCAUGAUAUAUAAUAAAUUGUUCACUAUAAAUUUGGCCAACUUACACUAAGGCUUUAAGAAGUAAUACAUCAUAUUUAUUAUUCUGUAUUGGCUUUGGUGUUCUACCACGUGGCUGGCGUGGUAUUGACCACAACUGCAGAAUAAUUACGUUUGUAAAAUAACAUGUAAUGUGUUUCUGACGAGCUAAUAUUCAAAGUCGUCAAUUAAAAUGAAUUCCCCAAGUUAUGGAACACCAGAUAUAUAUUUAAGAAUAUUAAUAGUUUAUUCGAUACGUUAUAUCGUAUAGGCACUAUAUUAAAAUUAAAUUGACUAGAUAGACAAAUAGGAAUAGUUAUUAAAUUUGUCUUCUCAGCUCAAAGGGUCCCACUAAGGGUGACAACCCCUAGUGGGAUAAUGCAGCAAUUGUACUAUACUAUUUUAUUUUUACUAUAUUAUAUUAUUCUAACUCCUUUAUUUAUUGUCUUACCUUAAUAAUUAAUUCUAUUAUUUUUAUAUUUACUUGUAUUUACAGCAAGUGUUUAAGAAACUUCAGAUAAUUACGCAUUACAAGAAUCGAUAUUGUCAUAAAAAUACAGAGAAAUAAAGCAGGGAGCUAUUUAUGAUG
This is a messenger RNA of Achroia grisella, 3740 nucleotides long. It is a transcript of the gene Nmdar1, whose product is annotated as glutamate [NMDA] receptor subunit 1. Gene Ontology annotation, molecular function: NMDA glutamate receptor activity. The record is from RefSeq and is a predicted model, not a curated record. Bases 22 to 2823 code for a protein of 933 amino acids. Gene Ontology annotation, biological process: chemical synaptic transmission; monoatomic ion transport; regulation of membrane potential. The transcript is spliced from 16 exons. Gene Ontology annotation, cellular component: plasma membrane; synapse; neuron projection. Lineage: Eukaryota; Metazoa; Arthropoda; Insecta; Lepidoptera; Pyralidae.